GUGAGUCGUUGUUGGUCCGGAAGUGUGAUUUACCGCCCAAAAUUUUGUGACGUCAGACAGUGGAGGCGAUGAAAAUUCAACUAGAGAAUUUUUCAUGUGAAAAGUGGUUAAAUAUUACUGUUGUGCACAUGCUAAAUUUCCCCUUACAGUUGUUACCGUUUUGAUAAAGUGAUGCAUGCAUAAUCUUUGCACAUUGCAAGUUGUUUGGCAUAAUAUACAGUAACAAGUAAUCUUUGAACCUUUCACUCUCGGACGUGCUGGAGUGUCAACAUGGAUACCGACAAUCCGUGGACAAAGAGUGAAACGUUUGCUUGGAAUGAAGGACGCAGAAUUGUUGAUUUGUUUGAGCUUUCUAAACAGCUUCUGUGCAAGCGCUGUGAAGCUUUGUUAGAUCUAAGAAGGAUUGAAAGGGAAGACCGAUUUGGGUUCGCAAGUGUACUUUAUGUGCCUUGUGUUUGUGGUGUUACAAAUGAACUGCACACCAGCAGAAAACAGGAGCCAAGUAGCCCAUCAAAUCCUAUGUAUGAAGUAAACAUCAAAGCAUCCAUAAAUCUGCUUUUGUAUGGCACUGGAGCCUCUAAUAUUCUGGGCUUUCUGGCAGUUUUGGAUAUACCUGUUCCACCUCCGGAUGAUUCUUGCCUUAUAGUCCCUGUGACAUCUGACCCUGGCACAUCAUGUACUGUGACAACUUCCAUGUCGUCUUCGGGAGCAUCUGUGGCAUCUCUUUCUCUUCCAGUUUCUUUUGACAUUCAGAGACAAAUGUCAUCCGCUGGGGUCGUUUCUAUGGACACAAUUCAUUCUUACCACCUUGAGCAUUCACUUCAUUUUCUUCAUCAGGAAGCUGAUGACAAAGCAGAUGAAGAAGAAAUGAAGCAUUCAGUAAAAACUGACAUUGUCAGGAAGGAUGGUGUCAAGCAGCAAAAAGGACAGCCACAAGAAGUCACAAGGGGAAAGGGGCAACCACAAGAGGUCAUACCAAAAACGGCUGAAGGUAGUGAUUAUGAAGAAUUUGUGAACCCAAUGGAAUGGUCAUCAGACUCAGAUGUCCCGGAAAAAGCAGAUAGUGACAGUAGCUGGAAGGCUGAAGAUGAAUUUGAGGAGAAAGUACUUAAGAAGAGAGCAGUACGUCCAAGGCCUGUCUUCACAAGAAAACAGAGAAAAAGCAACCCGUCUGUGGAGCCAUCUGAGGCAACCACACUGAAGCUGAGGUGUGAAGAGUGUUCCAAAGAUUUCCCUACUUUGAGGGGCUACAAUAUUCACAUGAAGCGGGUGCACAGUCAGGAGUCAGAAGCCAGAGUGUAUGCUGGUAGUCCUACACAAAUCUCUGCUAAGCAGUCUUCUCAGGGCAGUUCUUCAGAGGACCAUGAAGAAGGCACAAGCAAUGAGGAAAAAGAGCUAAUGGAAGAGAGUGAUGAUGAAUUUGAUAGUAAUUCCAUCUUGCCCUCUUCAGAUGACGAUGUGAAAGAGAAGCGUUUUCCUUGCGGUCUUUGCAGCAAAGCAUUUACAACCAAGAGACAAUUCACUGACCAUGUCAAAGUGCAUGCACGACACCCCUGCUCCCUGUGUCCAUUUACAGGCAGUACCGUCAGGUCUGUUGGACUUCAUGAGCUAGAGGCACACAAUGGGAAGAUACAGCACAAGUGUCCCGAGUGUGGCAAGACUUUCCGUGCCUUACAUUAUAUACGGUCGCACAUCUCAAAGAUCCAUCGUCGUCAAAGCAGACACUUGGCUAAGACCUGUGAGGUUUGUGGGAAAGUUGUCAGUAGCCAUUUCAGCCUUAUAAAUCACAGGAGAACACAUACUGGUGAAAAACCAUAUAACUGUGAUCAGUGCUGGCGUUCUUUUGCUGCUGAAAGGAAUCUAAGAUGCCACAUGCUGGUGCACAGUGACAGGCGCAAGAGAUUUCAGUGCAGAUUCUGCCCCAUGGAAGUGUUGUCACAAGCAAGUUUGAAAAGACAUGAAAAGAUCCACCAAAAUCUCCUGGACACAUAUCCUUGCAAGUUUUGUGGGAAAAACUUUAACAACAAGUAUAACCUGAAAGUCCACCUUCGAAUUCACACAGGAGAGAAACCUUAUGUAUGUAAUAUAUGUGGGGUUGGUUUUCCUCAGAAAAACAGUAUUGAUGUACAUAUGAAAAAACACAAAAUUAUAGUCAAAUCAGACGACCUGGAUGCAGAAAUUGGUUUGCGUGGACAGCCAAGGUUUAGCACAAUGUUGUAUGCUGGUAGUCCUACACAAAUCUCUGCCAAGCAGUCUUCUCAGGGCAGUUCUUCAGAGGACCAUGAAGAAGGCACAAGCAAUGAGGAAAAAGAGCUAAUGGAAGAGAGUGAUGAUGAAUUUGAUAGUAAUUCCAUCUUGCCCUCUUCAGAUGACGAUGUGAAAGAGAAGCGUUUUCCUUGCGGUCUUUGCAGCAAAGCAUUUACAACCAAGAGACAAUUCACUGACCAUGUCAAAGUGCAUGCACGACACCCCUGCUCCCUGUGUCCAUUUACAGGCAGUACCGUCAGGUCUGUUGGACUUCAUGAGCUAGAGGCACACAAUGGGAAGAUACAGCACAAGUGUCCCGAGUGUGGCAAGACUUUCCGUGCUUUGCAUCACAUACGGGCUCACAUCUUAAAGAUCCAUCGUCGUCGAAGCAGACACUUGGCUAAGACCUGUGAGGUUUGUGGGAAAGUUGUCAGUAGCCAUUUCAGCCUUAUAAAUCACAGGAGAACACAUACUGGUGAAAAACCAUAUAACUGUGAUCAGUGCUGGCGUUCUUUUGCUGCUGAAAGCUCUCUGAGAUCCCAUAUGCUGGUGCACAGUGACAGGCGCAAGAGAUUUCAGUGCAGAUUCUGCCCCAAGGAACUGUUGUCACGAAAAAGUUUGAAAAGACAUGAAAGGAUUCACCAAGAUCUUCUGGACACAUAUCCAUGUGAGUUUUGUGGGAAAUGCUUCAACAACAAGUAUAACCUGAAAGUCCACCUUCGAAUUCACACAGGAGAGAAACCUUAUGCAAACAAGGUGCAUGCACUCCUGCCACCACAGCCAUCACUGGCCAACAGUACACUCUGCUCUCUUGGCUGCGUUUCAGCGGGCCGAACUGCUAGAAUUAAAAAGACUGUUGGCCUUGACCCUGAGCGUGCAUUUCCUGACUUCAUGCAGGGAGAACCUACUUUGGCAAAACAUAGGAAUGGGUCCGAGAAAAAGCCCAAAACAGACCUGUAUUUUUCGUCGAAAGGCGCAGAAGUUACAAAGCGAAAAUCAUCCUCUACACCUGAGCAUAGACUUGAAUCAUCUGUCCAAGAACUUAAUGACUGCAGUGAUCACAGCAGUGAUUCUGAAGAGAAAUAUGAGGAAAAAGAUGCCGAUGGUGAGGAAGAAAAUGAAGACGACAUAGAAGAGGAGGAUGGUGGGGGUGAAGAGGGAGAAAACGAGAAAAGUGCUGAUUGUGCAAUGCAACAAACAAAAUCAGCCCAGUCUUUUACUACAGAAGAGGAAAAGCGAUUCAGGUGUGAAUUUUGCAAGAAAAGCUUUGUAAAAAAGAAAGGCUUAAGAAGGCACAAGCGGCUGGUGCAUACAGCCAGGAAAGGUCACAGCUGUUCCAAAUGUUCCUUUCGAACUAAGUCCAUCCUUGAGCUUAGCAAGCAUGAGCGGUCCCAACACCCUGGAGAAUACUCCUACCACUGCCAACACUGUGGAAAAGGAUAUGCCACGCAGAUAAACUUAGGGGACCACAUCAGCCGUGUACAUGAAAGAAAAUACGAAAAGACUUGUGAAAUUUGUGGUCUGGUGCUGCCGGGGUCAUCCAGACUGAUAGAACACCUGCGAACACACACUGGAGAAAGGCCGUACAAGUGUGACAAGUGCUGGUGGAGCUUUGCACAGCAUGCCACAUUUCGGAGACACUUGAUGGAUGUUCAUGCUGAGGUGCGCACAACAUACACAUGUAGCAUCUGCCAGCUACAGCUGUUGUCCAAGAAGUCUCUGAACAGACACAUUAGAAAUCAUGCUGGCCUGGAUCGGUUUCCUUGUGAAUAUUGUGGGCGUAUCUUGUCCUCUAAAUCCAACCUAAAAACUCAUGUCCGUCUUCACACCGGUGAAAAACCAUACACAUGUCAAGUCUGUGCUGCCUCGUUUGCACAGAAAGCGGCUUUGGAUGGUCACAUAAAGAAACAUCAGCAGAAUACAUCUGUAGAGAAUGCACACUCCUGGGAAUCUCAAGAUAUGCUGAAGAGUUCAGGACAACACGAAGAGAACAAGGAACAAACAGAGGGCGAGAAUCUGGAUGAGUUUGAAGACAACCAGCUACUUAAAGAUGAAGACAACUUGGGUGACUCUAACUUCGAGGCCACAUUUCCUUGUGAUUCUGAAAUCGAGGAGGAGGAGACUGAGGAUGAGAUACAGGAGAAGAUCAAGGAUGUGCUGUAUGCAUGUUCUAUCUGCAGCAGAGCAUACAUAUCCGAUCUUGGCUUUCAUUCCCAUAUGAAGAACAAACAUCAGAUUCCCAAUGCAGAUGUCAAACAACAUGAGCUGCCUGUUGGUGGCACUGUGGCCAAAUGCUGUAAGGCAUCAAAACCAGGCUUUUGGUACUACCGCUGUCUGACCUGCAAACGAGUAUUUGGAAAACCUGAGAGCAUGGCUCGACACUUGCGUAUUGGUUUUUACCUGCAGGUUACUUGUGAGACUCUGUGUCCGGAAGGCAGGAAGCUAACCAUUCAUGGAAAAAGUGAACUCUUUGCACAACAUAAGCGCUUUCUUUGUCACAAGUGUGGCAAAGAGAUCUUAGGAAAAAAGUCUUUUGACAAUCAUGUGAGAAAGCAUAUCCCUCCUAGGAAAAUUCUCAGCUGUGAAAUGUGUGGUUUCUCCACCCGACUUCACACAUCUUUUAAAGUGCACCUAGAGACACACAAACUGGUGCGUGUAAGACCCUGCAUGUGUGAUAUCUGCGGCAAAACAUACUUCGAUAAAUCUGCUGUUAGAGAUCAUAAAACACGAGCACACUUACGAGACAAAGAGUUCAAAUGUUGUGUGUGUGGUAGAGUAUUCUAUCUCAAACAGGACAUGGUGCGCCAUGUAAAGACUCACCAAGGAUUGCGCCCACACAAGUGUGAAGAGUGUGGACAAUGCUUCUCUACUGGCUACAACUUGCGGGUCCACCAGAGGAUACACACUGGAGAAAAACCAUACAAGUGCAAAGAGUGUGAGGCAUCAUUUGCUCAAAAGAAUAGUUUGAAUGUGCACAUGAAAAAGCACCCAAAACGGGAGACCGGUGAUUUAUUUGAGUCUCAUGACUCAGAAAAGAAUUUAGAAUCAGAUAUUUAUGAUGUAGUCAGCGCCAUGGUGUUCCCAAAUGCUUUUGCUGAAAAACUGAACUCACUUCGUGCUGAGUUUAAAUGCAGUUUCAGUGACACUGAGGUGCAGAAAAACAAUUUCCAACUAUUUCACAACCCAUUUGCCAUUGACAUGGAAACUGCACCUAUGCAUUUGCAGAUGGAGCUCAUAGAACUGCAGUGUAAUGAGUCACUGAAGGCAUCAAAACCAAGCUUUUGGUACUUCCGCUGUCUGACCUGCAAAAGAGCCUUUGGAAAGCCUGAAAGCAUAGCACGACACUUGCGUGUCACUUCUGGCAAGCAUGUAACUUGUGAGACUGUGUGUCCAAAUGGCAGGAAAUUUAACGUUUGCGCUAAAAGUGAGCUUUUUGUACAGCACAAGCGCUUCCUUUGCCACAAGUGUGGCAAAGAGGUCUUGGGGAAACGAUCUUUUGAUGUCCACAUUAAAACUCACAUCCUUGCUAAGAAAACUUUCAGCUGUGAAGUAUGUGGUUUCUCUACAAGAAAGUGUACAUCAUUUAAAGUGCACAUACAAAGACACAAUGUUGUGCGUGAAAAACCAUGGAAGUGUGAUAUCUGUGGCAAAAAAUACUUUGAGAGAUCAUCUGUUCGAGAGCACAAACAGCGGGCACACCUACGAAACAUGGAGUUCAAAUGCCCAAUAUGUGGCAGAGCCUUUUAUAUCAAAUACGAUAUGUUACGCCAUGUGAAGAGUCACCAAGGAUUGCGCCCACACAAGUGUGAAGAGUGUGGGCAGUGCUUCUCUACUGGCUACAACUUGCGGGUUCAUCACAGGAUACACUCUGGAGAAAAACCAUACAAGUGCAAAGAGUGUGAGGCAUCGCAUCAGGCAUCAAAACCAAGCUUUUGGUACUACCGCUGUCUGACCUGCAAAAGAACCUUUGGAAAACCUGAGAGCAUGGCUCGACACUUGCGUAUCAGUGUUUGCCAGCAAGUAACUUGUGAGACUGUGUGUCCCAGUGGCAGGAAGCUUAAUGUCCACAGUAAAAGCGAACUUUUUGUGCAGCACAAACGCUUCCUUUGUCACAAGUGCGGCAAAGAGGUUUUGGGGAAAAAAUCUUUUGACCACCAUGUGAGAAGACAUAUACCUCCAAGAAAAAUUCUUAGUUGCGAAGUGUGUGGUUUCUCUACAAGAAAGCACACAUCAUUCAAGGUGCACCUAGAGACACACAAACUUGUGCGUAUUAAACCUUGCAUGUGUGAUAUCUGUGGCAAAACCUAUUUCGAUAAAUCAGCUGUUAGAGACCACAAAAUACGGUCACACCUACGAGACAGGGAGUUUAAGUGUCACAUGUGUGGGCGAGUCUUUUAUCUCAAGCAGGACAUGUUACGUCAUGUGAGAACUCACCAAGGAUUGCGCCCACACAAGUGUGAAGAGUGUGGACAAUGUUUCUCUACUGGCUACAACUUACGGGUCCAUCAGAGGAUACACACUGGAGAAAAACCAUACAAGUGCAAAGAGUGUGAGGCAUCGUUCGCACAAAAGAAUAGUUUGAAUGUGCACAUGAAGAAACACCCCAAACAGGAGACCGGCAAUGCUGUGCAGUCUCAUUAUAGGAUGGUCAUGUGCAACCAAAUUUUGCAUCUAAACAUGCUAUUUUGCUCAAUAGUACAGUAUAUACUGAGAUUUUUUCCUAGUUUUCAUCACAAACACAUCCCUUCAUCCUUUAUUCCUGUUCAGAUGAAGACUUUCAAGAUCUAUUCCUCUGUGCAGGAAUCAAAACCAAGCUUUUGGUACUACCGCUGUCUGACCUGCAAAAGAGCCUUUGGCAAGCCCGAGAGUAUGGGCCGACACUUGCGUGUGAGUGUUGGCCACCAAGUAACAUGCGAGACUGUGUGCCCCAAUGGAAGGAAGCUUGCCAUCCACAAUAAAGUUGAACUUUUUGCACAGCACAAGCGCUUCCUUUGUCACAAGUGUGGCAAGGAGAUCUUGGGGAAAAACUGUUUUGACCACCACAUUAGAGGGCAUAUCCCUCUCAACAAAAUUCUCACGUGUGAAGUGUGCGGCUUCACCACCAGAUUGUACUCAACCAUCAAAAGGCACCGAGAUACUCACAAAACCAUGCGUGCUAGACCCUUUGCAUGUGAUGUCUGUGGUAAAAUGUACUUUGAAAAGACAACUCUCAGAUAUCACAAGGAGCGAGCACACCUGCGAGACAAGGAGUUUAAGUGUCACAUGUGUGGAAAGAUCUUCUACGAUAAGUAUAAGCUGAAGCGCCAUGUCACUUCUCAUCAAGGGUUGCGGCCACACAAGUGUGAAGAAUGUGGACAGUGCUUCACUACCCUUUACAACUUGCAGGUCCAUCAAAGGAUCCACACUGGAGAAAAGCCAUACAAGUGCAAAGAGUGUGAUGCAUCUUUUGCACAAAAGAACAGUUUGAAUGUGCACAUGAAAAAACACCAAAAACAGGAAAGCAAUCAUUCUCUAGAGUCUUGUGGGUUAGACAAGAAUUAUAUUGCAAAUAGAUUUUGGAAGGGGUUCAAAAUUGACAGGUGUUGCAUUUCUUGUUUCUCUCGUGGGGAAAGAAUGGUGUCAGUACGUUAUCUACACCUGCCCACCAUUCCAUCCUUUUAUCUUUCUGUGCUUCUUGUUCGAAUGAAGACUCUCAAGAUCUAUUCCUCUGUGCAGGCAUCAAAACCAAGCUUUUGGUACUACCGCUGUCUGACCUGCAAAAGAGCUUUUGGAGAAUCUGAGUGUAUUGCUCGACACUUGAGAAUUAGUGGAAUUAAUGUUUGCCAGCAGAUAGCUUGUAAGACUGUGUGUCCUACUGGAAGAAAGCUUGCCAUCCAUGGAAAAAGUGAACUCUUUGCACAGCACAAGCGCUUUCUUUGUCACAAGUGUGGGAAAGAGUUGUUGGGGAAAAGGCCUUUCGACCGACAUAUGAGAUGUCAUAUUCCUCUCAGCAAAAUUUUUACCUGCGAAGAGUGUGGCUUCACCACCAGCUUGUACUCAUCAAUCAGAAAGCACCGAGAAACACACAAAGCUGUUCGUGCAAGACCCUUUGCCUGUGAUAUCUGCAGUAAGACAUACCUGCAUAAAUCUUCUGUUACACAUCACAAGACAUGGACACACCAGCGAGACAAAGAGUUCAGGUGUCACCCAUGUGGGAGAGUGUUCUAUGUGAAGCAUUUGCUUCAGCGCCAUGUUAAGACUCACCAGGGACUUAAACCUCACAAAUGUGAAGUGUGUGGACAAUGCUUCACUACUGCAUACAACUUGCAGGUCCAUGGGAGGAUACACACUGGAGAAAAACCAUACAAGUGCAAAGUGUGUGAGGCAUCAUUUGCACAAAAGAACAGUUUGAACGUGCACAUGAAGAAGCACCCAAAACAGGAGGACACUUGUGUACCUAAUGGUAAUUAACUUUUUUUUUCUGUUUCUUUGGUUUCACUUUUAAAAUUCAUUCUCUUUUGUUGUAUUGCUUUGAAUUACUGUGCCUUUGGAAAUUGUAUUACUGAACUAACAGUUUCACUAACCUGAUUUUGUGAUGAAAUAAUUUGUGCCCAGUUUAUAAAAUUUGAUGACAUAUCAUAUACAUAAAAAAAUGUGUACAAAAAUUACCCCAGGCCUCAUUAUACUGUGCAUAAGCAUUUCCUAUCCUACACAAAGAGUGAUACAUAUAGAAACUUAAGAGUAUUUACAAGAAUGAUGGCAUUGUUGUCUUAAGUGUUGUUGAAUGUUCAGACAUUUCUGUAUUUGGUAAACAAAAUUUACAGUAUUUUAGUAAAUAAGUUUCUAGUUAGGGUGACAAUGCUAAUUGUAGUUUCCCAGCUGUACUCUUAGUCAGCCAUUCUUUAAUAAUAUAAAUUUGUAAAAUUAUAUUUCUCUGUGUGGAUUUGAACCCAGCAUAGGAAUUUUUUUUCUUUACAUCCACAUGGCUUUUAUCAAAGCCUUCAAAGAUA
Messenger RNA from Pomacea canaliculata, 9236 nucleotides. RefSeq lists its product as uncharacterized. The record is from RefSeq and is a predicted model, not a curated record. The transcript has 19 exons. The coding region runs from base 271 to 8697 and encodes 2808 amino acids. Lineage: Eukaryota; Metazoa; Mollusca; Gastropoda; Architaenioglossa; Ampullariidae.